This is a messenger RNA of Nerophis lumbriciformis (worm pipefish), 1249 nucleotides long. RefSeq names its product cyclin-dependent kinase 4 inhibitor D-like. The record is from RefSeq and is a predicted model, not a curated record. Gene Ontology annotation, cellular component: nucleus. Lineage: Eukaryota; Metazoa; Chordata; Actinopteri; Syngnathiformes; Syngnathidae. Gene Ontology annotation, molecular function: protein binding.
UAGACUGGAGACGCAGCUGUGUGGACCGGAGCUCAGCGCGCAAAUGUAUUUUUCCAAUGUUGAUAAACAUUUCUUGUUCGUAUCUUUCUUUAAAUAUUACCGCUCGUUGAAGAAAUAAAGCAGAUAAAGACAGGAGCGCCCACCUAAAAUAAGCGACCGAGAGAAGAAAGGCGAACAUUACCGCAGUCUGACAUGGUUUUCAGUCAGAUGGAUGCCGCUAAAGCGUUGACGUUUGCAGCGGCUAAAGGGAACCUCGGCGAGGUGCAGAGGAUCCUGGAGGAAUGCAGGCUGCAUCCCGAUACUGUCAAUGAGUUUGGCAGGACCGCGCUGCAGGUAAUGAUGAUGGGAAAUUCCAAGGUUGCCGACGUGCUCCUGGAAAAAGGAGCAGAUCCCAACGUCCAGGACAAGCAAGGGAUCGCACCGAUCCACGACGCCGCUCGCACGGGAUUUCUGGACACGGUUCAGGUUUUGGUGGAGCACGGCGCCUCCGUCAACGUGGCGGACCAGAGCGGCGCCCUGCCCAUCCACAUCGCCAUCCGAGAGGGCCACCGGAACGUGGUGGAGUUCCUGGCGCCGCGCUCCGACCUAAAGCACGCCAACGCCAGCGGUCAGACGGCGAUAGACGUGGCCCGAGCGUCACGCGAGCCAGACAUGGUCCACCUGGUGUUUGCUCACAUUCACUCUUAAGUGUCUGCUGGCUCCUUUUUGUGUGCUAACUUGAACCUCAUAUGUUUUGUUUGCGUCGUUCAAACCUGGUGACUUGAAUUCAUUGCUGUGUAAAAGGUUUGUUUUUGUUCGCUGUAGCUCAACUUGCAUGCAUGACGCUGGACAUUUUGUCAUGGCAGCUCUUUUUUCAGCCAGUGGGUGGCUACACACAGUAGGCACCUCUUUUGCACAGUGCAAUUUCGGCACCUUUAUAUACAAAUAUUUAUCUGUUUGGGAGUGCACAUUAGCCCGUUCCCCUCCCAGUGUUUUGUCGCGUUUGCAUUAUUUGCAUUUUGUAACAGUUGAUAAGUUGUGUUUUUAAUUUGAUGAAAUUUCAAAUGGUGCACCCUAAUUAGUUGCGUUUCCAUUACUAGAUCAACUUAGAUUUUGAAUUAUUUAUUGUUGAUGAAAUAGCAGUGACUUUUCUUGUCGCCUUGUAAAUAGCAUCCUUCAUUGUGAUUUGUUCAAAUGUUAUUUAUACAUAUAAUACUUUUAAUACAAAAGUAAGAUGAUUCAAGCACACAAAUAAAAGUUUGGAACUUUU